Messenger RNA from Cylicocyclus nassatus, 4932 nucleotides. Lineage: Eukaryota; Metazoa; Nematoda; Chromadorea; Rhabditida; Strongylidae. The record is from the annotation of a GenBank genome assembly.
UGUUCAGAUCGAAUCCAGAAUGAGCCGCCUCAGCCCAGAAGAAACGUUCGACAAGUUGGCGAGUAUGCUCGGUGACUUACCCGAAAUGGCGGAAGGCAAUUAUCCCCAGGUGCGCAUUAUCGUGUUGGAGAGAGGCGAACAUCUAGAGACUAUUGUUCGACGGAUGGAAAAAGGACAUUUUGUUCGUUUUCAUCGUGGUAGCUCUUUGCUCGGAGUCGAUGUAGAGAUUCGUACGACCUUGACAGGACACGAGCCUUUGAAUUGGACUGAAGGCACAGAUCAUCUGGCUGCAUACUGUCAAGUGGAAUGCACAACUGCUGGAUCAUUCAAAUAUACAUUUACUGCUGAUGGAGAGGAAUGUGGAAGUGGCUAUUUUCUUGUUAUGCCUACACUGGCCACAAAUGGAAAACGACUACCUAUGGACGGAAUUGCUUGCCAAACACAUCUUACAAAAUUAUUGGGCCCCUUGUCAUGCUGGGAGCAACGACUUCGAGUCUCAAAAGAAAGCGGCUACAAUAUGAUCCAUCUAACACCUGUACAUGAGCUCGGAGUAUCGGACAGUGCCUAUUCUAUCAGUAAUCACCAUGCUUUGAUCAAAACAAUCCAUGAGCCAGAUCGACAAGUAACGAUGAAAGAUGUGUCGGAUUUUGUGACUAAAGUUGAAAGAGAGUGGGAAAUGCUGACUGUACAGGAUGUUGUUUGGAAUCAUGCCGCAAAAAAUGCACAGUGGUUGAUGGAGCAUCCCGAAUGUGCCUACAAUUGUCUGAACAGUCCUCAUCUCAGACCUGCUUACGUAGUGGAUAGAGUUUACCACCACUUUGGAAAGGAGAUUGGUGAAGGUAAAUGGCAGUACAGAGGAGUUCCAGAGGUUGUAGACUCUGUGCACCACACAAAUACUAUUGAGUACAUCCUUCGUACGGAAAUUCUACCUGCCAUACGUCUGCACGAAUUUUUCCAAGUAAAUGUUGACGAAUGUAUGAGAAGAUUUGAGGAAAUAGCAAGAGCUGGCGCAUCAUCCGAAAUUCUCAAUGAGAACCUCCCCAUACAACAAGAUCCAGAAUGGAGGCGAUUUGGAAGCACCGUUGACUUUGAUAAGGCUUCGAAAAUUUUCAAUAGACCUAGGGAUGACGCUUCUUCAGAAGAGGAACGAAUCGAAAAAUGCAUCGCAGCAUUCCGCUAUCAUUUGAAUUAUCUGAACGAAGAAGCUGGUAAAUAUGCCUGGGAAAUUGUUUUGGCUGGCUUGCGUGCAGUUAUGGGCCACAUUACAUAUCAGCGACUUGCUGAUGAUGGUCCGAAAUAUGGAGCCGUCACGCAAAAGCAUCCGCUUACCACAGAUUACUUCUUGCAUCUGGAGGAUGUGACAUCGUGGGAGCAAGAAGAGCACCUGGCGUACGACCCGGAAAAGUCGAAAUAUCUCAUGGCUUUCAAUGGAUGGGUCAUGGCUUACGAUCCACUCAAGAACUUCGCUCUGCCUGAUUCUCAGGUUUACCUCCGACGCGAAUUAGUCUGUUGGGGUGAUUCUGUAAAACUGAACUACGGAGAUAAACCUGAUGAUUGUCCAUUCCUGUGGAAUUAUAUGAAAGAAUAUUCGCAAGAAUGCGCUCGAGUUUUCCAUGGUUUGCGUAUCGACAAUGCACACAGCACCCCUAUCCAUGUUGCUGAGUAUUUGAUAUUGGCAGCUCGUGAGAUUCGUCCAGAUUUGUAUGUGUUCGCAGAACUGUUCACUGGCAGUGAAAAUAAAGACAACAUGUUUGUCAACAGGCUUGGCAUCUCUUCCUUGAUUAGAGAAGCCCAAGCCGCGCAUGACAGUCACGAGCAAGGACGACUCGUAUACAAGUAUGGUGGAGAUGUGGUUGGUGCUAUGAUCCAAAGACCAACUCGCUAUGCUCCAGCUUCAAAUGCUCAUGGGCUCUUCUUGGAUCAAAGUCAUGACAAUCCAACACCGAUAGAGACUCGCUCUGUCUACGAUCUCCUUCCAACUGCUGCAAUGGUGUCAAUGGCUUCCUGUGCUGUAGGAUCCACUAGAGGUUACGACGAGCUGGUCAGACAUGCAAUUCACGUUGUGUCCGAACAUCGACCUUACGCAAAAUGGGGAAGCGAAACCAAGUUCAGUACUGGCAUAGUGGAAGCACGAAGAAUUUUGAACGAUUUGCAUGUUAUCUUGGCAAAAGCUCAUUAUACAGAGGUUUUCGUUGACCAAAUGAGUCCCGAUGUUGUUGGUAUCACGAGGCACAAUCCUGUGACUCAUGAUACCGUAGUUGUGGUCGCACAUACGGCUUUCAAUAAACAUGCCAUAAACAGAGAUAGAGUCUACCUGAGACAUAUUCCAAUAGGAGGUGUACUGGAAGAGAUCCUAUUCGAAAUGCGCAUGGACCAAGUGGAGAACGAGACCAAGCCGGAAAGCGACGAUUAUCUUUUGGGCCUUACAAACUACAAAGUAUCUAUUCGUCAACGCGUGUUACCUGACCACGCAAAAAUGUGCGUAGUACACGGAGAAGAAAACGGCUUUAUAGAGUUGACAGAAUUCCCAAGUGGUUCGGUGAUUGCGUUCAGGAUUCAUCUCUCGCACAAGGCUCGCGCAGCAAUAGCCACUAUCAGAGCAGUGAUUGCCGGAAAUGACGAGCUUGAGCGUGAGCUGGCCAAUGUGUUGGAGACGAUCUCGCUACAAGAUUACAAUAGAUUGUUCUUUAUGACGGAGGAAGAAGAGCAAGCUUCGAUUGGCCGUGGAGCUUACGAAAUUCCUGGAUAUGGAAAGCUUGUGUAUUGCGGCUUGCAAGGUCUAAUUCCUUUGCUGAACUGGAUUCGUGAACAUAACGAUCUUGGCCAUCCGCUUUGUGGCAACCUUCGUGACGGCACAUGGCUCCCUGAUUAUAUUUGGUCUCGUAUGGAGAAAUAUGAGGGCCUAAUCUUCUUGUCCGCCUUCUUCUCCGCAAUUCUCGGACAUUUGACUGAUGUGCCGUACUACUUACGUCCAUGUUACUUUGAAGCUAUAAUCACGUAUCUGUACAAACAGUGCAGAAAAGCUUUGAUGAAGAAACUAUCUGCAUCCAGCAAUUUGACCGGAUCUUCAUCCCUGGUUCGAGCUCUGGCUGUAUCAUCCGUAUCUUUCGUCGGUCAUGUUUCCUCCGCUGCUUUGGCUCCUCUUCCGAAGGCAAUCAAAUUGGAAGACAGAUAUCCAUCCUCACUUGCUGCAGGACUUCCACACUUUGCCGUCGGCAUUUGGCGCAACUGGGGACGUGACACUUUCAUAGCUCUGCCUGGAUGCCUUUUGAGGACUGGACGGUUUUCUGAUGCUAGAAACAUUAUAAUUUCUUAUGCUGGAUGUCUGAGGCAUGGAUUGAUACCAAACCUCCUUGCCGAAGGGAAGGGUGCUCGCUACAAUUGCCGUGAUGCUGUCUGGUUCUGGUUGUACUCCAUUGAGCGCUAUGUACGGCUAGCUCCGGAAGGACAUGAGAUUUUGAAGUGCCCUGUGCUGCGAAUUUAUCCUGAUGAUGACGUCAUAUACGGAGAAGAUGCACGGGAGCAACCUUUGAUCGAUGUUAUGUACGAAGCACUGAGUCGACACUUCGCAGGAAUUGAUUUUAGAGAACGAAAUGCUGGAUUCGAGAUCGACGAGCAUAUGAAAGAGGAAGGCUUCAACGUGAAAGCAUAUGUGGAUCGGAAUACUGGGUUUAUUCACGGUGGUAACAGAUGGAACUGCGGUACGUGGAUGGACAAGAUGGGAAGCAGUGAAAAGGCAGGAAACCGAGGAGAACCUGCAACCCCUCGUGAUGGAGCAGCUGUAGAGUUGCAGGCUUUGGCAUACAACAUUCUCUGUGCUAUGGCAGAGUGGUCCAAUGGAGGAUUAAUAAGCCAAAGCGGGGUAUCACAUGAUUCUGAAAAUUGGAGCUGGUCAGAAUGGGCCGAGAAAAUCAAAGCAAAUUUUGAGCCCCAGUUCUACUUGAAUGAACAUGACGACAGUAAACACGCCAAUAGGAGGAACAUAUUGAAAGAUACCGUUGGUUCCUCACUUGGAUACAGUGACUAUGAGUUGAGACCGAACUUCACCAUCGCUUUGGCUACGGCGCCAACGUUGGUGGAACCUCAUAAAGCUUGGUUGGCACUUGAAGCCGCUAGAGAGUAUCUGCUAGGACCAUUAGGAAUCAAAACACUUGACCCCAGUGAUUGGGCAUAUAACGGAGAUUAUUAUAAUGACGAUGGAUGCGAUAAAAAGACCGCAUGUGGAUGGAACUAUCACCAAGGACCUGAAUGGGUUUGGGUGGCUGGAUACUAUUUGCGUGCACGCCUCGCUAUUGGCAACAUUCUUGGAGGGUCAGAAUGGCAAUCGGCUAGAAAGGAAGUCCAGUCAAGGCUAGGAAACUACUAUCGAGAAAUCAAGAAAUCUGCAUGGAGUUCAUUACCCGAACUUACCAACUCGAAUGGUAACCCCUGUCCGGCAAGUUGUUCAGCCCAAGCCUGGUCCGUCAGCUGUAUACUUGAAGCCUGCUUGGACUACGUCAACAUCGCGAGUGCACCACAUUGACCCUUACUGGAUCAUUCUGGAAGAUACUGAAGUUAUGCCUGAUGAUGCUAUUCCAUGCUGACGCAAGUAUUUUGUGUAAAUUUUGUUGUGUGAUGUACAAAUAGUAGAACGGAGGUCCUCUGCAUUUCCAGCCAUCCAGCAUUUGUUGACCAUAAUCGCCUUACUGCCAUCCUAGUGUUAAUGAACAUGGGAUUUUUUCCAAGAACUAAUGUUAACCCACACUUGUUAUAGUCACAUUAUUGCUCAAGUUGAUUGUCAAUUGUCAUCCACUUCUCGCCAUUAAUAGCUACUUUGCUCAUUUGUGCAUGUCAUGAUUAGACGUAGUCACCGAAUCAGCGACGGUUCAUAAAUAUUUCGCUGUUACGCAAGAAAAGGUGAUUAGGAUGUAGAGAAUAAAUACUGCUACCCGU